Molecule: messenger RNA, 3810 nt
Organism: Ctenopharyngodon idella (grass carp)
Lineage: Eukaryota; Metazoa; Chordata; Actinopteri; Cypriniformes; Xenocyprididae
Gene: fkbp15a
Product: FKBP prolyl isomerase family member 15a
Exons: 24
Coding region: 91-2448 (785 amino acids)
Cellular component (GO): growth cone
Molecular function (GO): peptidyl-prolyl cis-trans isomerase activity
Source: RefSeq, a predicted model, not a curated record
AGAAAAAACAGGAAAAGGAGGAAGAUUUUUUUUAUAUCUCUUUUUUUGAGGCUUCUUAGCCUGCUCAUCAGUGAUAGAAAGCUGGCGGCCAUGUCAGCUGUAUGGGACACUGACUAUCUGUGGAGGGAGGUCCAAGGGGCAAAGCUGGCCUCUCUCUUUGGUCUGGACCGAGCAGAGAGUCAGGGAAACGAGUCCUUUCAAUUCACUGCCCCUAAACAGCCAAAAAAGACCUGCACCAUAUUAGGUCUGCCUCCUCAGAAGCCAGCCCCUCCUCCAUGUGCUCCAGCUGUGAUGUUUGCUACAGCUGUUCACGCAUUCUGCUUUGUGAAUGGACAGUAUGUGAAGCAAGGCAAGAUAGGAGCUGCUGUUUUAGGGAACCAUGUCACCAAGGAGUACAAGAUUCUGCUGUACGGCAGUAAACAAAAACAGAUCACUACGGCUAGAAUUUAUCGUGGAUUUGUCCUCACAGUUCAGCCCUGUAACUAUGUCACUUUCUAUGAUGACCAGCAACAGAGCUGGUCUUUAAUGUUUGACUCAGAGAAGUCCAGGCCUGAGUUCUGUAAGGAGGUGUGUGUGGCCAGGUGGAACAGUGAGGCUUCAUCAGACUCUCUGGUCACUCAGGACCUGGUCCAAGGCGAAGGUCAAACUGUUGAUGUUGGGGACACAGUGGAGGUGGCCUAUUCUGGAUGGCUUUUACAGAACCAUUCUCUAGGACAGAUAUUUGAUUCCAAUCUGGGAAAAGAAAAGCUGCAGCGAGUAAAACUUGGAGCAGGCAAAGAUCUGAGGGGAUGGGAGGACGGUAUGCUUGGUAUGCAGAAAGGAGGUCGACGGCUUCUUAUUGUCCCUCCUAGUAUGGUUUCAAAGGGCGUCCCUAACCGUGUGCCAGAAGACAGCACUCUGGUCUUUGAUGUAGAGAUUCAUAGAGUUAAAUUCUCCAAAGAGCGACAUUGUGGGGGAUCAGUUGACACCUUCAGUACAUCUCCAGGAACCUGUUCAGACACUCUGAGUGAAGAAAACACCAGCCAGUUGGUCACAAUCGAUACAGAGGAGUCAAAAGACCAAGCUUCUAAGGGGAAGGUGGAAUCUGUAAGUGAAAACCUGACAACUUCAGGUGCAUCCAAAGCCAAGCUGAUCUCACGUAUAGCCAAGAUGGGUCAAGCCAUGCUUCCAUUUCUCACUGGGGCCAUUCCAGCUCAGCCCGACCCCAGUGAUACAGAAACAGAGGAUGCCAGUGAGUCUGUACGUACCUGUGAUCACUCUCCUUCACAUUCACCCUCUUCAAAACCUGCACAAAUGCCAUGCAGUCCUCCAUCUUUGUUGUGUCAGCCUGAUGAUGCUCAGAAACAGGAAGCAGUACCACCUCACGCAGACUCGAACACUACUCAAGGCUUUCAGCCAUAUUCCUUCAGACAAAAUCCAUAUUUUUCAUCACAGCUAAAUUCAUUUCCCUCAGUCUGCCCAUCCCACAUUCCAUACCAAACACCUGAUAUUACAACAUUCUUGAUGUCUGAGGCUCGCCAGCAUAACGCAGAAAUCCUGCUGGCUAUAGAAAAGGUGGCACACAGGAUGGACCAACUCACCUGCAAGGUGGACGAGUUGCAAAAAGAGGGUCACUUCUCUUUUGGACUCUCCUCUGUCUCCUUAGAAACAAACAAGAUCCUGCACAACAUUCAGAGAAUCAUUCAGGAGAACAUGUGUCUGAAGAAGGAGGUUUUGGAGAAGAGUUCUCAGGUGGAGGAACAGAACCACAAAAUAGGGGAGCUGAGUGGACAGAAUAAGAGGAAUAUGGAGCAGCGACAUACUCAGACUCGCCGCCUUCAGGAUGAUCAGGAAAAGGUUCAUUUAUCCGAGGAAUUGAGUUCCUCCACCACACAAGCAUAUCAGCUGCAGCAGGAAAUGGUGAAUCUCCAGCAGAGGGUGACAAAGAUUCAGACUGAUCUCAGUGCGGCCCUGGAGGACAAACACAACCACUGUGCUCAGAUCAGCCUUCUGGAGAAACAAGUGGAAGAGCUUGUGAAGCAAGGAGAACAGUCUGAGCAGCGGUGGAGGGCAGAGAAGCAGAAGUGCAAAGAAAUGGAAACAAUUAUACAAAACAUGGAUGAGGAGAUGCAAGAUCUGAGGGCUGAAAAUGAGAAUCUGGAUCAGUAUGAGGAUUUAAAGAAGACAUCAGAAAAUAAGAAAAAGCAGUUUGAGACCCAGUUGGCGGUUCAGGUGAAGCGAGUGAUGAAUGGAGUGUUUCAGUCUCUCAAGACAGAGUUUGAUUCACAGGAGUCUUACAGUGGACACAUAGUGUGCGGCAUUCUCCAAAACACCAUCAAGAGUAUCACCAUGAAACUCCUCUCAGAACUUUGGGAGAUUGAAUCAGACAUAGAUAAAGUGGAGGAAGAGUACCAACUGAGAUCUGCUGAUCUACUUUCAGAUGGAAAACAUGCAGAAGGAAAACCAUGAAAUGAAGGAAAAAUGUCCAACAAUAAAAGGAAGGUAUUUUUGUGACCAGAACAAUCUGUAGAUCAGGACACCUGCAUUUACUGUACAUGUGGAUACUGCACCGCUGAACCACAGGCAUUGCUUCACAUAUUGAGACCCUGAAAGGAGAAUUGAUACUAACCAAUCACAGUUUAUGAAACUAUAUAAUGUCCAACAAAUGGUUCUUCAGUCAUUAAACUUGAAGAAUCCUAAUUAGUUCUGGUUCACAACAACAGCGUCCUUCAACAGCACAACAGUGAUAUGACUGACAAGGUUGUAAGCAGGGCCUAAAAGUAACUUUUCGCCACACCUGCCAAUGGUCGAUGACUUAAGAAAAUUUUAAUAUUUUUUACCGGCCAUGAAACUUUUUUUGCAAGAACAGGCAGUUGUGACACCAAAAUUUUACAUACCAGUAAAAAUUCACAAUUCCCUAUUCCAAUUCCACAGCUAAAACUACUAGCCUAACUAAUAUAAAUUUAAAACAUUACUAAAGACAAGUAACAAUAGUUUUCAGGUACAGACAUUGAAUAAAGUAAUCAAAUGUAAAAUAACACUGGAUAGUCUUCACUGUAUAAAUUAAACUAGAUUAAUCCUUGUUAAAGUUAGAUAAGUUAUUUUGUUGUUUGAUUAACAUUAAAAACACAGACAUCAACAGAAAUAUUAGGCUGCUGUUACUUUAAGACUGAUGCGUGUAUACACGUGCUUUGUCUUUCUCUACUGUUUACAUUCACUUAAGCCAAAACUGACAAUGUUUACUAGGGUACUCGCUGAGACAGGCAUUUGUUGAUAAUAUUUAGUGUGAAUUUGUCCUUUCAAGCACAAAAUGACGAGAAAGAGCUCAAUUCAGUAUUCGCACACUGUCUGAGAUGCAGUUUUAAGGAAUUGAGUUCUUUUUCGCAUCUUGAUUGACACUGUUUCAUAUACUUGCCAAUGCUGAUUUUUACUUGCAUUUGGCGCUUGGUGAGUGUUAAUUUUAGGCCCUGGUUGUAAGUUAACUAGAUGCAAUAUUUACUUGUACAUGUUUGAACAAUUGUCUUAAAAGAACAUCCUCUAAUUUGAUAUUUGGGCUGUAUUUAUAAUAGAGCUGUCAAUCAGUUAAAAAACAAUUAACUAAUUAAUUGCACAUUUUUUUGUAAUUGAUCAUGAUUAAUUGCACCUAACAUUAAAACUUUAAAUAUUUAUAUAUUGUAAUAAUUUCACAUUGAAUCUCCAAAUUAAUGUUGAAACAACAUAAACAGUAUAAUUGAAAGCCAUCAUUUUAACAUUUAAUUCUCACUUAAUAAUAUUGGGUUUAAAAUAGCCCAACUAUGAUGAUUUCAGACAAUAAUAACACAACUACAGAUU